Molecule: messenger RNA, 2869 nt
Organism: Carica papaya (papaya)
Lineage: Eukaryota; Viridiplantae; Streptophyta; Magnoliopsida; Brassicales; Caricaceae
Product: lectin protein kinase family protein
Biological process (GO): protein phosphorylation; recognition of pollen
Molecular function (GO): protein serine/threonine kinase activity; ATP binding
Source: RefSeq, a predicted model, not a curated record
UUCCAGUCAAUAAGUCUACCACCAAAACCUGCUCCUUUUCCCAUUUCUCCCCAACCCAAAACCCCCGAUGAGGAGAGGAGCACCCACUCCGCACCGGAGUCGCCAUAGCUAGAGACCUCCACAAACAUGACUAUGCAAUCUCACCUCCUCUUAUCUCUUUUCCUCUUACCUUUCUUUUCUUUCACCACCUCUCUCUCCUCCAUCAUCCCUCUGGGUUUCUCACUCCACGCCUCCAAUCAAAACCAGUCUCUAUCCUCUCCCGACUCCACUUUCUCUCUCUCAUUCCUCCCCGUCGUCCCCGCCACCUCCCCGCCCACUUUCCUCGCCACCAUCACCUACUCUGGCGGAGUCGCCGUUUGGUCUGCCGGUGAGGUAGACUCCGGUGGAGUCCUCCGCCUUCUUCCUACCGGAUCGCUCCGUCUUGUCAACGGCUCCGGCUCCACCAUCUGGGAUUCCCGCACUGAAAAUCUUGGUGUCUCCUCGGGCUCACUCGACGACUCCGGCAACCUCGUACUCCUCAACAACAAAAGCGUUGUCGUCUGGUCUUCCUUCGAGGACCCCACUGACACCGUCGUCCCAACACAGAAUUUCAGUGUGGGUCAAACUUUGCGAUCUGGGCUUUACUCGUUUUCGCUUCAAACAAAUGGUAAUCUCACUUUGACAUGGAAUAAGACUAUUGUGUACUGGAACCAGGCGUCGAACUCCUCCAUAGACACCAAUUUGACUUCUCCCAGCUUGAGUUUGCAACCUAACGGGGUCAUGUCAAUCUUCGAUUCGAAUUUGACCAGCGGAGCUAUUGUUGCUUACAGUAGCGAUUACGGAGAAGGCAGUGAUAUAUUGAGGUUUUUGAGAUUAGACAAUGAUGGGAAUCUGAGGAUUUACAGCUCCCCUAGAGAUUCCGGAACUAUAUCUGCGAGAUGGGCGGCUGUUAGUGAUCAGUGUCAAGUAUUUGGGUACUGUGGAACCAUGGGGAUUUGCAGCUACAACGAUUCAAAUCCGAUUUGCGGAUGCCCAUCUCUGAAUUUCGAGCCCAUCGAUGUGAAUGAAGCGAGAAAAGGAUGUAAGAGGAAAGUGGAGCUGGAUAACUGUCCUGGUAAUCAAGCAAUGCUGACAUUGGAGCAUGCCAAGUUCUUGACAUACCCUCCUGAGUUAAAAGAUCAGACUUUCUUCAUGGGCAUUUCAGGUUGCAGGUCCAAUUGUCUUCUCAGCGGUUCUUGUACCGCUUCCACUUCUGUAUCAGAUGGAACUGGAGUCUGUAUCAUGAAGACACCAGGUUUUGUUAGCGGGUAUAAAAACCCAGUUCUGCCCAGCACUUCUUUUGUUAAGGUCUGUGAACCAGUUUCCCCUAAUCCCUCACCAUUAUCACAGGCUGCAGGGAACAGUAAGGGUUGGAAAUUGCAGGCUUGGAUUGUUGUGGUUGUGGUUAUAGUUACCCUUUUGAUUUUAGUUGCACUGGAAGGUGGUUUUUGGUGGUGGUGUUGUAGAAAUAGUCCUAAAUUUGGUGGGUUAUCAGCCCAAUAUGCCCUUCUUGAGUAUGCAUCUGGUGCACCAGUGCAGUUUUCCCACAAGGAGCUGCAGCGCUCCACAAAAGGGUUCAAGGAGAAGCUUGGAGCUGGAGGGUUUGGUGCUGUGUACAGAGGUAUUCUAGCUAAUAGAACAAUUGUUGCAGUGAAGCAGCUUGAGGGCAUCGAGCAGGGAGAGAAGCAGUUUCGAAUGGAGGUUGCUACAAUAAGCAGCACCCACCAUUUGAAUCUGGUGAGAUUGAUUGGGUUUUGCUCAGAAGGAAGGCAUAGACUUUUAGUGUAUGAAUUCAUGAAAAAUGGGUCACUUGAUAAUUUCCUUUUUGCCGCAGAAGAACAGUCUGGAAAGUUGUUGAACUGGGAGUACAGAUUUAACAUUGCUCUUGGAACUGCAAGGGGGAUCACAUACCUUCAUGAGGAGUGUAGAGACUGCAUUGUUCAUUGUGAUAUAAAACCUGAAAAUAUUCUCUUGGAUGAGAAUUACAAUGCCAAAGUUUCAGACUUUGGCCUCGCUAAACUGAUAAACCCCAAAGAUCAUAGGUAUAGAACCUUGACAAGUGUUAGGGGAACAAGAGGGUACUUAGCACCGGAAUGGCUUGCUAAUCUCCCAAUCACGUCAAAAUCUGAUGUUUACAGCUAUGGCAUGGUUUUGCUAGAAAUAGUGAGUGGGAGAAGAAAUUUUGAAGUCUCAGACGAAACGAAUCGAAAAAAGUUCUCUGUGUGGGCAUAUGAAGAGUUUGAGAAGGGCAAUUUGCAGGCAAUCAUCGACAAAAGACUUGUUGACCAGGAAAUCAAUAUGGAGCAAGUGAUGAGGGCAAUUCAAGUCAGUUUCUGGUGCAUACAGGAACAGCCAUCUCAAAGACCAAUGAUGGGGAAAGUGGUGCAGAUGCUAGAGGGAAUUACAGAGAUUGAGAAGCCACCAGCUCCAAAAGCCGUUACUGAAGGUUCCAUGAGCGGAACCAGCAUACACUUGAGCAGUAACAUAAGCGCCCUCUCAACAUUUGCAGCCUCUGCUCCGGCUCCAUCAUCGUCUUCAUCUCUUCAGACUGUUGAAUUGUCAUCCUCAGCAUCGGGAAGGAAUAUCGAGGGAGGAGCUUCUUCUUCCUUGCUACGGUCAGAGCAGAAGUGAAAGCUGAUUCCCACGACUGAGUUUGUCAACAAGGCAGACUUGAAAUUGUAUUUUGAUGUUCCUGGAUUCAACUAUGUGAGUCACAUAGGCUAGGUAAUAUGUUGUAAAGAAUAGUAGGACUGUGAGAUUGUAUGAUAUGCUGAAUUUAUUAUGAACAUUGUGAGAGGGCAGAACAUAAUAAAUUCUUGGGUCGUAAUUGAAGUUUUUAUUCAUUGUAAAA